Neoarthrinium moseri is the source of this 714-nucleotide messenger RNA. RefSeq lists its product as uncharacterized. NCBI's taxonomy places the organism in Eukaryota, Fungi, Ascomycota, Sordariomycetes, Amphisphaeriales, Apiosporaceae. Bases 1 to 714 code for a protein of 237 amino acids. The record is from RefSeq and is a predicted model, not a curated record. The transcript has a single exon.
AUGUCUUACGUUCUCGGCCGGGCAAUGUUCAGCUGCAGGCACAUUGAGGAUACCACUGCUCCAUCAGUCAAGCAUCUGCAAGAUCGUUUUCGGUGCGACUUCGCCUUUGCGGAUAAACAGCUGUACGUGGGUAAAGUUCCUAGGGUUUGUAGUACUUGCAUGCCUAUGGCGGCAGCUUUGGCACAAGCAGCUCACCAUCCAGUCAAGCCUGUGACCGAUUCUCUUGAACCCGAGUUGAACUUGGCAGAGACUUGGAGGCUGAAAUGGCACGCUGGUGCGCAAAAAGAAGUGCAAAGAGCUGAUGAAAGCCUAGAAGGUGAGUACGCGCUGCUAUUGAGCUUGCUCGCGCAGCAUUACCCCGACUUGACGGGAAUCGACGAUGUGGUUAUACGGAGGGUCAACAGCGCUCUGAAGAUCGAAGGCUACACUGUCGGCCAGCUCAAGGAGCAUGAUCGCAUGAGCGAUGAGGAGCGCGACAAUGCUAUGACGACGGUUGCGCAGCAUCUCAAUAUGUGCCACAAAAUGAAGCCAACAAAGAACAUUGUGGUGCCUGACGCCACUGGAAUCGGUAGAAACUCGCUUGAGAUAAAAGGAGCCAUGAUCAAGGACCUGCGCCACCAAAUACGCGCUGUCCCCAAAGCAGUCUACUGUCACUCGGGCCGGACCGUGCCUGACUCAAUACGUUUGAAAAAGGGUAGCAAACCUUCUCUUUAG